This is a messenger RNA of Nannochloropsis gaditana CCMP526, 3212 nucleotides long. RefSeq names its product rrna (guanine-n -)-methyltransferase. Gene Ontology annotation, molecular function: RNA binding; S-adenosylmethionine-dependent methyltransferase activity. The transcript is spliced from 3 exons. The coding region runs from base 1 to 3168 and encodes 1055 amino acids. The record is from RefSeq and is a predicted model, not a curated record.
AUGUUUACCCGUGCAGGAGGCGAGGGCUGUGGGGAGGCCUUGCGCAAUUUCUGUAUGCCGCCAUAUCAAUUUCGGGGGCCCUGGAGGCCGAUAAAGGCCCUCUUAGCCUCCCUGCUCCCCCUCGCCCUCUUUGACCGGGCUCAGGCUUUUUCAGGCCACCCACCUCUGAAGCACUACUUUGCCCCGUGUUCGGGCGGGCUUGCGACGGUACUGGGUCAAGAAUUGUUGUCAACGCAAAUUGGUGCCGCAGAGGUGGAAGUCCAGAAGCGGGGAUGUGCGUUUCUGGGUACGGAGGAGGCGGCCUACCGCGCCCUGCUUUGGAGCCGUACCGCAAACGGAGUGUGGCAGCUCAUGGUGCGGCAGCGAGGGAUUUGUAAUCGAAAGGACCUGUACGAUAUGGUGCGGCGCAUUGCAUGGCUCGAAGCGAUGAGCGUGGAGGAUAGCGUUGCCGUGAGUUGCGUCCUGGGUGGGGGGGAGGUGGCGACAGACAUCGCACACACCCACUUCUCCUCCCUGACGGUCAAAAACGCCCUGGUCGAUUCCUUUCGCGAGCGGUCGGGCGGCCGGCGUCCCAGCGUGGACGCGAAGGACCCCGUCUUGCCCCUUGUUCUCUUUUUGCAGCGGGACGAGGCUUGGCUGUACCGGAGCUUGAGCGGGCCGGGCUCUCUGCACAAACGCGGGUACAGGCAGCAAAUGCACAAGUCCUCCCUGCGCGAGACCACGGCGGCGGCCGUCUUGAUGCUGGCCGGCUACGACCCGGAAAGGCACGUGCUGAUGGACCCCAUGUGCGGGUCCGGGACUCUGGCCAUCGAGGCCGCGCUCAUGGCGAGGAGGCUGGCGCCCGGCCUCACGCGCCUGAAGCGGGAGGGGGAUCUGGCGGUCCUGACGCCGGCGCGGUGGCCGGACACGGACCUAGCCCUACUCCGGCGGCUCGUCCGCGAGGCCAAGGCGCAGGAGCUGGAGCGCGCCCCGCUCCCUAUCCUGGGUAACGACUGGCACCCGGCGGCCGUGGAGCUGGCCAAGCGGGACGCGGGCUCGGCGGGCGUCUUCCACGACAUCAUCUUCAGCAGCCAGGACGCGUCGGAUCAUCGUCUGGACGGCUCGGUGGCGCGGAAGCCGAACUUGGUGGUGUGCAACCCGCCCUGGGACCUGCGGCUGAACGAGGGGGCGAGGGAGAGCUGGGAGGCUCUGGGCCGCUUCCUGAAGCGCGAGGCCGGGGGGGCGGAAGCCUUCCUGCUCUCAGGGAACCCGGACGUGACGCGCACCUUGCGGAUGAAAGCCAAGCGAAAGAUCCCGAUCGACCAGGCGGGCAUGAGUCUACGGCUGCUGCAAUACCAGGUCCUUCCCCCUCGCCUCGCGGGCGGGGAGUCGGAGGGCCGGGCUGCAAGCCUCCGCGGGGGGCCCGCGUCGCAGGCGACAGGUCCGUCGGAGAGGGCGGAUGACACUCAGACACCCCUGCGAGCGACCUCCACCAGGCUGUCCGUGACGCCCCCCCCACCGCAAAGGCUCGCUAGGCCGGGCAUCGCCCCAGUCAGGGCCUCGCGCGCUCAGGCGCUCUCGGGGGCGGGCUCCUCUCUCACCACGCUGGCAGUGGGGCUCCUGCUUGGAUGCCAACGGUCGUCGUCUCCAGCGCUUGCCCGAAACGUCUUCGAUGUCCCCUCGUCGUCUGUGACGGCAAGCCAGUCGCUGAAGGGAGCCUAUGACGAGUACGCAUCCUCCUACGACGGCUUGGACGGGGGGGACGCUGCCCGCUUCCUGGGCCUCGACGCCGCGCGUAAGGAGUUGAUCGGGCGAGCCCGCGGGCAUGUUUUGGAGUGCGGAGUUGGCACGGGCUUGAACCUUCCUUUCUACGAGUUUGGUUCCGGGAGCGCGCCCACCGUCUCCCUCGACGCCAUCGACCUGAGUCCUGGCAUGCUGCGCGAGGCCCGGUCCAAGGCGGCUUUCCUGAACCUGGGGCCCGACGCCGUUCGCUUCCGUGAAAUGGAUGUGGCCAAGAUGGACUUUGCCGAUGAAAGUUUUGAUUGUGUCUGCGAUACAUUUUCCCUCUGUGUGUACCUGGACCCUGCCCAAGCCUUGAAGGAAAUGGCGCGCGUGUGCAAGGCUGAAUCGGGAAGAGUGUUGCUCCUGGAAAACAGUCGCAGUAAUUUGCUACCUGUGGCCGCAUACCAAGACGUGACGGCCGGUAUAGUCGCGCGUUACGGUGGUAAGGGUUGUGUUUACAAUCAGGACGUGGCAAGUCUCGCUCGUCAGGCCGGUCUACGUGUGAUGUCACAGAAGCCCUUGCUGGGUGGUCUCAUGACGAUGCUAGAGUGUGCGCGGGAAACUUAUCGUCCAGCUGUGGAAGAAAUGGUGUUCAAGAAACGAAAGCCAAAACUUGUAAAGCAGCGACAGGACGGCAAGCCGCCUGAGGAGGCAAUAAACAAAUCCGUUGAAAACAGUUCGCCGGGAGAUCGAGCAGAUGCACAGAUGGGCAAGAAACCCAUUCAUGAUGAUGAGUCAGAAGAAGACAGCGGCAACGGUAUGAUCUUAUUGGACGCUACACCUUCCCAUGCCCUAUUGCCGCAGCAACGGAGGCUCGUGCAGGGCGCGUCACGACUGGGCAAUAUGCGCUUUGAGACUGGUCUCCCGACACCGUCCUAUUUUCAAUUUGAAAAACUUGGCAAAACACAGAAGGCUAUGGUAGUCCCGAACGCCAAGCAAGUCGCCGCGUCAAAACAAUCUUCCCUUCAGCUGAAGGCCGAUACAGCUGCACACAUGCCGAGAAAGGUCAACUCUGGUGCAGUUCUUCACAGAAAGGGUGCCGGGGGGGGUAUAACAGGGAUGAAGACCACUCAAGGCGUGUACGAAAGGGAUAAGGAGAGAAAACAAGACGCGAAAAUGCUGUUGAUGCGCAACUACAUGGACCCGAAGCGUUUCUACAAGGGGCUGGAGGGGCUGGCUCCAGAUUUUCAGGUGGGUACCGUCAUCGAGGGCCGGAUGGAUCCCAUGCACGCUCGCAUGCCGCGGCGAGACCGAAAGCGCACUUUUGUGGAUGAGAUUCUGGCAGACCGUGGUGUUCGGAGGUACUCAAAGAAAAAGUUCUUGGCGAUUCAGGAGACCAAGAAGGCCGGGCGCAAGGGUUUGUACAGAGCGAGGCAACAAAAGCAUAAGCCCAAGUGGGCGAGAUAACGGAAAAGACACAGACGAGCGAGGAAAAAGUGUUUGGCAUUGUA